UAUUAAUUUCAUUUCUUUUCGCCCUGAAUCUUUCUUGUUGUUCCCGUCCCUCGUCCGGUCGCGGUCGCUCCCAAAUGGAAGCUUCCACACGGCUACUCGGCUCCACCGCUGCUUUCCACCUGCAACUCCGGACAAUCGCCCUCCCAGCUCUCUCGAUCCCCCUUUCAAACCCUAACCACCCUCGAUUUCCGCUCGUCUCUAGCUCUCCGAUUCCUUCCAUCGCCUUUCCUCGUUGCUCCCGCCCCGCCUUCCAAUGCGCAGUUGACGGACCCUUUGGUUCGCGGCCACCAUUUUCUUCCCUUUCCUUUUCCCGUCUCUUCGGUUCUAUAUACUCCAAAGAUCGGGCCGUUGUCUCCGGUCCAGGUUACAAGGAAGGUUCCUUCCGCUGGGAAAAUGACCAGAAAAUCACGGAAGGAGGAGAUCCAGGGUUUGCUAAUGAAAAGGGGGCAAUUUGGACUGUUGUUCUGCUUGGCUGGCUAGGAGCGGAGCUAAAGCAUCUGAACAAGUACGCGAUGCUUUACAGCUCACUGGGCAUCAGGCCGGUGAGGUUCGUCGUACCGGUCAAGGAGCUGUUGGGGUUCGAUUUGGGUCGAAGAGUGGAGGAGAAGAUUGCCUGCUUCACGCAAGAGCUGGUUUCCUGGUGCUCCGAGACCGAGAAGGACGGCAGGGAACGGUGUCUUCUUUUUCACUCCUUCAGCAAUACGGGUUGGCUAACUUACGGUAGCAUACUUGAGAAUUUACAAAACCGACCUGAUAUAGUUCAGAAAAUUAAAGGAUGCAUUGUUGACUCAGGAGCUGCCCCAGAGAUAAGUCCGCAGAUAUGGGCUGCAGGAUUUUCUGCUGCAUUAUUGAAAAAGCGUAGCUCUUUGGUUUAUUCUUCUACCAAUGGUGAAGUAACUAAUAUGGAUGUAACUAUCAGUGGAUUGGAGCAUAAGGACAAUAAUUUUUCUUUCAAGGAAACUUUUCUCUUAUCACUUCUUGAGAAGUUCUUCAUUGUAGUUCUAGUGCUGCCUGAUGUGAACCUGAGGUUGAAAAAAAUCAUCUCCAUAUUGACAAACAAACAGCCAUCCUGUCCUCAGCUAUAUCUUUAUAGUUCAGCUGACAAGGUAAUUCCAUCGAAAUCAGUGGAAAACUUUAUCCAGGCUCAGAAGUCAUUGGGAAGAAUCGUACAUGCAUUUGACUUUUGUUUAUCUCCACAUGUAGACCAUCUAAGGAAUUAUCCACAAGUAUAUUCUACCAAAAUUAAUGAGUUUCUCAGAGAGUGUUACUCUGCAGUAGUCUGAACUAGUUACAAGAUAUUACAUAUGUACUUGACUGUCCAGCAGCUCAAGUAACACAAACUUUGCAGAGUGUAUUUUCAGCUCUGAACCCCGUUAGCAAUUUCAAGAAUAAAUGCCCUUGCACAUUUGAGUGCAUGUUCAUUGAUAACUUGUUCAAAAUGCAAGUAUAAUUCAUUUCCGCCUGCUUAUUCCCCGCCAAUUUUGGUGGCUGGCAAUUUGAAUUUUCAAUUACGAAUUGAACAAAAAUGAUGUUGCUCUUGUAGCUUUCUGUUUCAUUUUGCUGGAACACUUGUGUGUUUUUCCUAUUCAUGUUUCAUGUCUAGCAAAAUUUGUAAGAAACUAUGGCCAGUGAACACAGGUUCAAGCUUGCAGCCGUAGUAUCUCGUCUUGCAAUUCACAAUAUGUCAGGCAUAUCUCAUGUCUUGCAGGCUGCAACUGGCGGACUUGGGAUCUGCUUAAUUCGCACUGAAAUUGUUGUAUCCGUUAUUCUGGAUUUUGCAGUAACAUUUCUACUCUUAUAUAUUUUUUUUUCCUAUCACAAAAUGGAACAUUUUGAUUUGUGAAUAGCUUCCAUCCUCAA
Molecule: messenger RNA, 1860 nt
Organism: Zingiber officinale
Lineage: Eukaryota; Viridiplantae; Streptophyta; Magnoliopsida; Zingiberales; Zingiberaceae
Product: transmembrane protein 53-like
Exons: 5
Coding region: 75-1283 (402 amino acids)
Source: RefSeq, a predicted model, not a curated record